AUGGCCAAGUACCUGGUCCAGAUCAUUGCGAUCGGUGUGCAGGUGGUGGGCAGGGCCUUCGCCUGGGGCCUUGCGCAAGAGUUUGCAACCAGCCGGGCCGCAACUGAAGCCUGGGGAGACGCUGGGCACCAAGGUACAGCUGCCUCCAUUCUCUUCGGCCUCAGCCUCCAGGAGGCACAGCAGAUUCUCAGUGUCUCCAUGCUGAGCCCUGAGGAGGUCCAGAAGAACCACGGACACUUGUUUAACGCGAAUGACAAACCCGUGGGUGGCUGCUUCUUCCUGCGGUCCAAGGUGGCCCUCGCGGGACGCGCAAAGGAGCACCUGGAAAAGGAACUCAAGAUCCAGGCCCAGGAGGACAGAGAAAAGGGGCAGAAUUCCAAAACGUGA
Messenger RNA from Carlito syrichta (Philippine tarsier), 387 nucleotides. RefSeq names its product mitochondrial import inner membrane translocase subunit TIM16-like. Gene Ontology annotation, biological process: protein import into mitochondrial matrix. Gene Ontology annotation, cellular component: TIM23 mitochondrial import inner membrane translocase complex. NCBI's taxonomy places the organism in Eukaryota, Metazoa, Chordata, Mammalia, Primates, Tarsiidae. The record is from RefSeq and is a predicted model, not a curated record.